AAAGAGGGACACAAAUUAUAAUUGAACCGUGGGAAAAAGUACAAAUUUGCAAAAGCAAGUCCGAAAGUUUGCAUUAUUUAAUUUCGCUUCCCCCACUCCCGAAAAAAGAGAGAAAAGAAAGGUAUUACUAUUAUUAUUAUAGCCUUGCAGUGGUUCCUUAUCUCUUCCGCUCGUGGCCUCCCUCUGUCCAUCACUUUCAUUGAAGCUGCCGCCUCUCUCUUCCCCCGUUCCCAUCUCUUCCAACUUACACAUUCAAAAAUGUAUCCAUAGUUUCAAAAUCAAUCCACCAUUAAACUCCAGUUUCACCACUAUGAUCCAUCUCCACACUCAAAAAACCUCUGAAAUUCUAUACCCAUGAAGCGAGACCACACUCACCAAUCCUCAAAUCCCGCCGCCGCAGCCUCCGGCAACCCCAAGACAUGGCCGGUCAAGGAGGAGGAAGACGACGACAAAGAUCUAGCUGCUCUUGGCUACAAUGUCCGGUCGUCGGACAUGGCCGACGUUGCUCUGAAACUGGAACAGCUAGAAAUGGUAAUGGGUUUGUCGGAAGAAGAUGGAAUUUCUCACCUCUCUUCCAAUACAGUCCAUUACAAUCCUUCUGAUGUUUCUUCUUGGGUUCAAAGCAUGCUCGCUGAACUCAAUACUCCGCUUCAAUCCCAAGGAAUGAUCCAUGACCCUGUUCUCGCCAUAGCUGAAUCCAGUUCCUCCUCCGUCCUCGCCGCCUUCACCGACGAUUCCGAGUACGAUCUUAGGGCCAUUCCGGGCUUUGCUGCUUUCCCACAACUCGAUUCCACCAACCCCAGAAAGCGAUUCAAGAAAUCAGAUUCCGAAUCCCUUCCUGCAUCUGCAUCUUCUUCUUCUUCGUCGUCCUCGUCGGAGCCGUCGCGCUCGGUGGUUCUGGUGGAUUCCGCCGAGACUGGCGUCCGUCUGGUCCAUAGUCUUCUCGCCUGCGCCGAUGCCGUCGACACAAACAAUCUCAACCUUGCUGAGGCUCUACUAAAACACAUCAGAAUCCUCGUUGAAGCUCAGGCCGGCGCGAUGAGAAAAGUCGCUGGCUAUUUCGCUCAAGCUCUCACUCACCGGAUUUACAGAUUCUACCCACAGAAGCCCUUCAAUUAUUCAUCUUCAUACACCGAUCUUCUCCUCAUGCAUUUCUAUGAAUCUUGCCCCUAUCUGAAAUUCGCCCAUUUCACUGCCAAUCAAGCUAUUCUCGAAUCCGUUGGUUCUGCUGGUACCGUCCACGUCAUCGAUUUCAACCUCCAGCAAGGCCACCAAUGGCCGCCGUUGAUUCAGGCCUUCGCACUCCGACCAGGUGGGCCUCCGGCGUUUCAUCUUACUGGAAUCCGUCCCCCACCGGAGGAAAAUUCCUCUGACGGAUUACAUGAAGUGGGCUCGAAAUUGGCGCAAUUCGCGGAUAAAUUCGGCGUGAAAUUCGAAUUCCGUGGAUUUUUCUGCAACAAUUUGGCCGAUCUCGAACCGUCAAUGCUCAAUUUAGAAACAGAAACCGUCGCUAUAAACUCCAUUUUCGAGCUCCACCGGCUACUGGCCAAUCCGGGCGCAAUUGAAAAAGUUCUAACAACAAUCAAAGAACUGAACCCCAAAGUCGUCAGCGUCGUGGAGCAGGUCGCCGAUCACAACGGGCCAUCGUUCGUAGACCGAUUCACAGAAGCACUACACUAUUAUUCAAGCUUAUUCGAUUCGUUAGAAGGGUCGCCGGCAGGGGAGGAGGAUGUGCUGAGGUCAGAGGAAUAUUUAGGGAGGCAAAUCUGCAACGUAGUGGCGUGUGAAGCUUCCGACCGGGUCGAGCGACAUGAGACGGUGGCGCAGUGGCGGAACCGGUUGGGCUCAAGUGGGUUCGAGAUGGUUCAUCUGGGUUCGAACGCGUUCAAGCAGGCGAGUACUUUGCUGGCGGCUCUGUUCGGCGGUGGAAAUGGGUACAGAGUCGAAGAGAAUAAUGGGAGUUUGACUUUGGGAUGGCACACUCGGCCGCUCAUCGCCACGUCGGCCUGGACGCUGGCCGGAGGCGGUCGGAAUGCCUAGUCGGCUCGGCCGAGUUGAGGGCGGAUCUGAACCCUUUGAAAUAUAGAGAGGGAAAUAGAAGGAAAGUGGUGGUUUUGUGUAAUUCUUCUUUGUUUAGUUGUUUUAUUACUCUCUUCCUUUUUAUUUUGUAUUUUACUGUUUUGCCCCCCUUUUUAUUUUUGAAAAUAUGGUAGAGAAGCUGAGGAAGAGAAGGGGUUUUUCUUUUA
Messenger RNA from Benincasa hispida (wax gourd), 2246 nucleotides. RefSeq names its product DELLA protein 1-like. The record is from RefSeq and is a predicted model, not a curated record. NCBI's taxonomy places the organism in Eukaryota, Viridiplantae, Streptophyta, Magnoliopsida, Cucurbitales, Cucurbitaceae.